Messenger RNA from Cimex lectularius (bed bug), 3707 nucleotides. RefSeq lists its product as uncharacterized. Bases 521 to 2929 code for a protein of 802 amino acids. The record is from RefSeq and is a predicted model, not a curated record. Gene Ontology annotation, biological process: protein ubiquitination. Gene Ontology annotation, cellular component: Cul4-RING E3 ubiquitin ligase complex. The transcript has 14 exons. NCBI's taxonomy places the organism in Eukaryota, Metazoa, Arthropoda, Insecta, Hemiptera, Cimicidae.
UUGCUCGAACUUAUUUCGCCAUGUUUUUUCUUUUGUUUUGUGCUUAUUAACGAGUUUUGAUUUUUUUUAAAUUUGAGUUUUGAAUUUUCGAAAUUGAUUUUACUUAUAUUUAAACACGCAAUUAUAGUUUUUGUUUCGUGUUUUGUUUUUGGUUGUUGUUUUUUUCCCCCGGACGCAAUGUCAAGCCAUCGCGGCAACACUGUCACCAACCAGCCGCAGGCCGACGAUAAUUACAUACGACGUCCGACUGGUUUGUUCCUGACCUUAGGUCCUGGACGACGAGGGCGAAAAUAGAGAACAUAAAAAGAGGUGGAAGACGCACAGAAAAAAAGAAAAAAAAAUUAGAGACGGACGUAAAAAAAAACUAACACUACCCAAAGAUUAAAAAAAAAAAAAAGAAAUAAAAAAACAAACUAAGGGAAGAAAACGUCGAUUUACCCCUUUCGCGUAAUGAAAGGGGGCUUCGGUGUUCUCGACAGACGACAUCCCGGCCACCUGACCCAAAGCGGACGGAGGAAAUAUGAAUUUGAAGAAAUACGGCAGGCAGAACUUACUACAGAAACUCUACAACAGACAGAUAUUUGGCCAGUUCAUUCGUGGUGUGUCAGUUCACCAUGAGCCGACGAAGCAGCUAUUUUCAAAAGUGCCCGACCGUCUUGUAUUCAGCCUGUGUGACACCAUACCAAAUGUCGGAAACCAUAUACUCAUGGGAGCGACGCGCUGCGGACAGAUCCUCCUCACUUAUACGUACAGCGUCGACACCUCUACAGAUUUUGCUCCAUCGUUCUUGUACAGGUACAGGCUCCACUUUUGGCUGUUCCGGCCGGGUCGGCCUUCGGCCAAGAUAGCGGAGGUGCAGCUGUUCGAUGGUGCUCAAGUCACGGAAAUGCUCACGAUCGGCCUUGUACAAUGGCCCCACGACAACAGGAGACUUUUAGUGUUUGGAAGCUGCCAAGGGCCGAACAGCGUUGACAUCUGGGGAAGCGAUGUGGAGUUUAAAAGUUCGACUUACAUCACACUGACAACACUUCCUUCGCUGCAAGGCUGUGACAAAUGCAAACUGGUAGCCUCCACAUUCAGUGAAGACGAGAUGGCGGCGAAUUGGGAUGCGGGUGUCGGCCUGACAUGCUUUAACCACGGACUCACGAUUCACACCCACUUCUCCGCCCCUCACGUCUACACGUUCGACCCGGAGACGUGCCUAGCAUCAGAUGGCAGGAUUGUCUUCAACACCGGCUCAUUCCUCCACGUACUUUCGAUGAGCGUGGAAAAUGGUCUUGAGACGCCAACGUAUGAUCACUCAACAGUUAUUAAAAACAGGCUCACAUUUUCAUUUUUGAGAGAUCGCAACUAUUCCCUUUUCCUAAGUGAAUACUGGGAUUGCAACAUGAUUCAGUUCCUCAUCAAAAAACUCCGCCAGGGCCUUCAGAUCGAUCAGAGUCAGUUGAAUAUUUACCUGCAAUAUGCCCUUCAGAGGCAUCUCUUAAGACAUAGUGCCAUGAAAUGUAAAUUUAGGAAGGAUAAGGAUUUGAUGACUUGUGGACAGUUGGCUGUGAUGUUAUUAGAUGCCAAUAGGCCGAAGCAUAAAUGGUUUAGUUCCAAUAAUCGAGGAAGUCUACACUUGGGCGUGACGCAUUCCAAACCUGUAAAACGUUCUUUCAACGCCGACAAUGUGUAUGAUUUCAUGGAGUCAGAGGAGAUAUGCUGUGAGCCCAAGUUCAAGCUGUACCGUAGGCGUUGCCUUGCCGACAAGAUGUACGAGUUCAGGAGUGACGAGGAGCUGGUCCCGCUUGGUAAAGAGGGCAACGAAAACAUCCGUCCCGCCGAAGUGCCGAGUUUGAAAGACAACGAUUCAAAAAUGGGAGUGAACGAAAAAGACUGUGUCGGAAGGCCGCAGUUCAAGACUGCCGAGCCCAGCAUUGUCAAGGCGAUAAUCGCUGACUGGGACCUGGGCGCCGAGCCCGAGACAGAGGCUGAAAAGAGGGAGAAAGUCGUGACAGGCUUCCUAGCUGGGCUUGGCAAGGGUGGUGUUGAGAGGAAGAAGAAGUGGUCUCCGCUCAAGCCGCACAACAAGGAGCGGCCCGGCGACUGCCUACGUGUCGAUUUCAAGUCCGCCCAGGCUAGGAAUCGCAACCAGCAAAGGGCCAAAGUUGAGCUGACAGAUGAGAUGCGCAAGGAAAUCAAAUCUGGCUUAGGCCAUCAGCCCGUGACCGGAUGUUCCGUCAGAUUUGCAAGGAGCUACAUCGAAAUAGAUCAAGAAAUCACAUCGACAAUCACAGAAAUCGAAGACGAUGACAUCGGUCCGGGUUUCCAUUGUGCACUGCCAAUAUCAGCACAUGGAUCAAGCUACAGCCAGAUGGAAAUGAUAUCCAACCUGAAAGCCGAGAAACUUACGUGCCCUUUGGCCGUAGUGCGCCAGAGCAGCCUUGACAUCGAGCAGUUCUGUUUUAAAGCCGCUGAGGCGAUAUGCGAAAUGGAAGGCUAUAAGUUUUGGUUCUGCAGCGACUACGACACAGAAAUCGUCAAGGUGUGUCAAGUCACCGGUGAAGUCCUUGGCGUACUGUUUAUAAGGCUCAAUGCCGAAUACUGGGACAAGUUAUGGGACGAUGGGUUGAAAAGGAAUAGAGCGGAUUUGCGUAACUUCUACGAAACAGCAUGUCUCUACAUAUGGAACCCGUCGACUGGCGGCGUCUACCUCGAGGGCUACAAGACGCUGCGCAUGGUUCCAAUGGUUGCUGUGCGCCCUUGGUGUCCGGCCGGAAAGGAGGCGAGUAUACUUAGGCAGAGCAUUAGCUUCAUACCGUCACUCAGGCCGAGAUUCUUCAUACACACCGUCAAAGAAGGGAUGCCAAUUCUGCCAAUGAACCUCAUCCUCGAUCACGAGAACCUGAUUGGGUUCCGUCGGAUGCCUAUGGACUCAAACCAUUGACUGCCCCCUUGGCCAGGUCGAUACGAUUGCUCACCAGACGGACAAACAGUGUCCGUUCAACUUUGUUUUCUCUCUUUGUAAAGUCUUAAAGUUUUAUCCCCAUCCCUUCCAAUAAAGCAAUCCUUUUAAAAAUAUUUAAACCUCAGAAAAGGAAAAAAAAACCACUCCUCCCAUAUUGUGUGUGUUCUUUGUGUGAGAAUUUUUUAAAUAAGACGUUUAUCUCUUUUUUUUUAAAUAUUUUUAAUCAUUAUGACCAUUGAAUUUUAACGAACGUUUUUUGUAUUACCAUAAAAAAUUUAAAAAAAUACGGGGAGCAAGCCUCGCAUGAAAAAUCGACUGUACGGCCUACCCCAUUUCCCAUGUCAAACACCCAUCCAUGUAAUCACCCCUCCCCACACAGUCCUCCCCCCUUUGUAAAAAUUGUGAUAUGCGAUUGAAAAGUCUUUUCUUUUCUCAAUUUUUUUUAAAUUAUUGAAUUAAUUAAUCGAAGUGAAUUCUGUUUCUGUGAUAAAUUAGUUUUGUAUAUUAUAUAUUAUUAUUUUUUUCUCUCUCUAUCUCUUGUGUCUUGAAAUGUCCCAAUGUACUACCCACUCCUUGUUAGAUUUUUUUGUGAUGUGUGCUUAUUUAUCAUGAGUUUCUUUAUAUAAAUAUUAUAUAAUUUUUAUUUUGUAGAAAACAAAAUUUUUGUUUUCCCUUGGUGGAAAAAAAAAGAAAGGAUUGUUGAAUUUUUUUCCCCUGUAAUAACGAUGACUGUAAUUAUAUAACGAUAAUAAAUAAA